AUGCUCCGACUCCGAGAUCAGCCCCAUCAGCCUCCUGCAAUUAGGCCCCCGCACCGACUUUCGCCCAUCCUUAUAACUGAGCUUCCUCAUCCAUCGCAACUGAAAGUACUCCAUGCUUUGUACUCUGCACAGAGCCCGUCAGAUUCACUUCCCGCGUCGUUUCCUUUCAUCGAGUGGUCUUUUACUAAGUUCAAGCCCAACCGUCUGAAAAGAACCCCGCCCCCCGCACUAUCGCUCUCACCCGCCAGAACCAUCCAACACAAAUUAACCAUGGACGCCAUCUUCGCCCAAGCCAUGAAAGAAACCGCCGCCCUGCGGAAAAUCUCGGUUCCAUGGAAAGCAGAUGAGCCUCACCCGCAAUCAUACUACACCUUUGACAAAACCACGUUGUCCUGGACUCCCAAGGUCCCCUCUUCCUCCAGCGCUGGCGUUGAUGCUGGAGUGGGGCGAAGUGACAAUGCAACCAUCAACAACAUCGCCCUUUUUACCUGGAACAUCGACUUCAUGCUCCCGUUCGCUGAAGCUCGCAUGAAGCCCGCUUUGGUACACUUGAACGAGUUAACAAGCUCCAUCCCCGCAAGCACAGCAGUCGUGAUCUUCCUCCAGGAAUGUACCUCCUCUGACCUAUCCACCAUCGCGAAUACAUCCUGGAUACAGGAUAGAUUCCACAUCACCGAUCUCGACCAUAGUGCCUGGGCGACAGGGCACUACGGCACGACGACACUAAUCGAUGCUCGGCUCUCCAUAUCAUCGGCGUUUAGGGUACAUUAUGCCGCAACACGCAUGGACCGCGACGCAUUCUUCGUCGAUGUUUGUAUCAGUGGGAAAAAAAUCCGGCUUUGCAAUACACACCUCGAAUCCAUGGCCCUCGACCCCCCUUUUCGAAUUCCGCAGAUGAAGCUUAUCGCAGGCUACAUGCAUGACACUAGCCUAACCGCAGCCAUAACAGCGGGCGACUUCAACGCAAUCCAACCCUUCGACCGAACGCUCCAUGUCGACAACGACAACAAUCUCAAAGAUGCCUUCCUUGAACUCGGCGGGAAAGAGGAUACAGACGAGGCAUACACAUGGGGCCAGCAAGCCGCGACGGCACUACGUGAGAGGUUUGGGUGUUCGCGAAUGGAUAAGGUUUAUUUCUGCGGUUGGGUGAAAGUUCUCAGGUUCGAGAGGUUUGGAGGCGACAUUCUUGUUGAUGGGGAGGCGGAGGCGAAGACUAUACUCGGGCUGGGGUUUGAGAAGCCGUGGGUUACGGAUCACUUGGGUGUUAGAGCCGAGUUUGAGGUUUCGGACCGGGUUGAGAGGGGACAGCUAUAG
Molecule: messenger RNA, 1314 nt
Organism: Aspergillus calidoustus
Lineage: Eukaryota; Fungi; Ascomycota; Eurotiomycetes; Eurotiales; Aspergillaceae
Source: the annotation of a GenBank genome assembly